This is a messenger RNA of Metopolophium dirhodum (rose-grain aphid), 918 nucleotides long. RefSeq names its product large ribosomal subunit protein uL23m (gene mRpL23). Gene Ontology annotation, biological process: mitochondrial translation. Lineage: Eukaryota; Metazoa; Arthropoda; Insecta; Hemiptera; Aphididae. The record is from RefSeq and is a predicted model, not a curated record. Gene Ontology annotation, molecular function: structural constituent of ribosome. The transcript has 4 exons. The coding region runs from base 221 to 685 and encodes 154 amino acids. Gene Ontology annotation, cellular component: ribosome; mitochondrial large ribosomal subunit.
UCACACGCAUGAAAAUAUAAAAUAUGAAUGCAAUAUGCUUGAAUGCUAAUUGCUAAUAUUAAUGUCUUAUAUCAAUUAAUAUAAACUAGGUAAAGAUUAAUGCUUAAAAAGUUUAGAAAAUAAAUAAUUACUUAUUAGCUGUUAUUAUAGUUAUUACAUUUUAAAUAAAAUUAGAAAAAGAGUUUUUUUUAUUUUAAAAGGAGCAUUUAAAAACAAUAUCAUGUCUACCAGAUGGUAUCCGAUUUAUCAGAGAGGCAAUCCUCAACUACGUAUUUUUUUGCCAAAUUUUUGGAUGAAAUUAGUACGACCAGAAGAAAAACAACCAAAAAAUGUGGUUCAAUUUAUGGUACCCACCGGAAUGACAAAUUAUGAUAUAGAGAAUUAUUUAAAAAAAAUUUAUAAAAUUAGCGUUAUUAAAGUUGAAUCCAGUAUUGAAAAUGGUAAAAUGAAAAGAGCAAUUUUUAACAAAUACGGCCCUAUUGUAAAAGAAGAUGACUUCCGACGAGCAUUUGUUACAAUGCCUAGAGAUCAAGAAUUUGAAUUUCCUGAUGUAUGUACUACAGAAGAGUUUAAAAAACGUACUGCCGAAGAUGAAAAAUCAAGUAAAGUUAGCCAAGAUAUGUACAAAGACUAUUUGAAGAAACAAGGUAACCGUCCUGGAUUACCUGGCUGGUUUUCUUUUUAAGAAUCAUAAAAUACAUUUGUAACUGUGUAAAUAAAAAGUAUAUGUCUAUUCUGCAAUUAUUAGAAUUAUUAGCAGUUUUAUAUAUAGAUUAAAAGUGUGUGAUUUGAAUUCAAAGAAUAAAAUUAAUGUAUUCAGAUUAAUGAUAACGAUUUAUAUUUAAUAAUAUCAUUCAUUUUUUUGUCCAUAAACUAAUUUCAUUUGAAAUUUUGAAAUAUAUUUUGCUUAAAACAAAU